This is a messenger RNA of Amblyraja radiata (thorny skate), 2982 nucleotides long. RefSeq names its product RAN binding protein 3a (gene ranbp3a). The transcript has 18 exons. Lineage: Eukaryota; Metazoa; Chordata; Chondrichthyes; Rajiformes; Rajidae. The record is from RefSeq and is a predicted model, not a curated record. Gene Ontology annotation, biological process: protein export from nucleus. Bases 70 to 1758 code for a protein of 562 amino acids.
AGCGCGCGUGCGCGUGCGCACCGCCACCUUCCGUCCGACGGGCAUUGUGGGGACGCGGAGAAUCCCAAAAUGGCGGAUCUGGCGAACGAAGAGAAGCCUGCCAUUGCACCGCCUGUUUUUGUAUUCCAAAAAAACGAGAAAGGACAGAAGGAAAAACUUGAACCAAUGAACUCGCCUACACCGCCAUCAAACAAGAGGCCUGUGGAUACUUCCAACCCCGAAGACGGAGAAGAUUCUGACCGAGAUGAUGGAAAUUACCCACCACCUGUUAAAAGAGAGAGAUCAUCAUCUUUCACGCAGGUGUUCCCACCUUCCCAGCCAGUUCCAAAGAAUAAUGUCUUUAUGCCAUUGAGUUUCUGCCAGGCAGCGGCCAGCAACUCUGACUCGGAGCCAGAUGAAAAGAACAUUGGCUUUCGACUGAAACCCCCGACUUUAAUCCAUGGCCAAGCUCCCAGUACUGGUCUUCCUAGUCAGAAGUCCAAGGAGCAGCAACGGAGAGUGCUACGUCCAGCUGUCCUGCAGCCACCACAGCCGAAGUCCUUUUCACAAAACGUUAACAGCAGUGGAACCAAUGGUGUGAGCAAGCAAUCGGAGGAAGGUACCAUGGCCUCAUCCAUAAACCUGAAUAGUACAUCAGACAAAGAGAGUUCUACGACCACAAUUAGUCACACGGACAACACAAAAUCAGCAUUCCCAUCAGAGACCAAGAGCAACUGUGAAGUAGAUGAGAAGAAAAAGGAGGAGGAUAGCCAGGAAUCGCCUGAGAAGCCCGAGGAGCAAUCGAACUUCGUAUUUGGCGAAAACCUUCGAAACAGAGUGAAGAUAGUGGAAGGCAGCGACAGUUCAGGUGACAUGAAGGAAGGUUCUGUGGAUGGAGAAGCAUUGCCAGCUACCAACUAUUUUCUCCAGUACAUCAAGCAAAAUACCGCAAAUCUUCUGGACUCUGGAGAAAAUGCUGAGAGCAAUGCAAAAAGCCCCAAGUUUGUUUUUGGAGAGAACAUGAGUGAAAGGGUAUUGAGUUUUCCACGGCUAGGCGAUGCGUGCACUGAAAGCAACAGUGACCAGCUCUUUGCAGAAAACCCACCCGCUGCAUCAGGAUCUGCAUCUGAAACAUCACAGGAAACCACACCAGAGAAAGUAAACAAUGUGACAGAAUCACUGGAGGAGUCUGCAGCUGCUUACACCAAAGCAACAGCCAAGAAAUGUUUGUUGAAAAGAGUUGAGGUUAUCACAGGAGAGGAAGCAGAAAGUAACGUCUUACAGAUGCAAUGUAAGCUGUUUGUAUUUGACAAGACAUCACAGUCGUGGGUCGAGAGGGGAAGAGGUCUCUUGAGGCUCAAUGACAUGGCGUCUGGUGAUGACGGAGCUUUGCAAUCAAGGCUAGUGAUGCGGACUCAAGGCAGCCUCAGAUUGAUUCUAAAUACCAAACUCUGGGCUCAAAUGCAAAUUGAUAAAGCCAGUGAAAAGAGUAUUCGGAUCACAGCCAUGGAUGCAGAGGACCAAGGUGUCAAAGUCUUUCUAAUUUCGGCCAGUUCAAAAGAUGCUGGACAACUGUAUGCAGCACUACAUCACCGUAUUUUGGCGUUGAGAAGUCGCUCUGAGCAGGAGCCGGAACCUCCGUGUAUAACUUCAGAGUCGGGAGUGACACAGUCAAAUGAGGAAGAUAGUGACGAUGACGAUGAUGAAGUUAUUGUUCCUGCUUCAACAACGAGUGGCUCUUGUGACACAGAUGACAAACAGACUACAGGAAGCACAUAGCAACAUCGGAACUCAUCCGCUUGCAAGGUUUCCGCUCCAGGGACUUGCAGGCAACUCUGUGGACACCCCAGACCAGUGUUUUAUUUUUCAGGCAUUGUUGAAGAUGAACUCUAGACUGGGCCCAGCACAUCUCACUGGCGGCCGGUGCCUUCCUAUCCUUGUGUUUUGUCCAAAUUAAUGGCUUUCACAUGGUAAACUGAGAAACGGCUGGUUUUCUGUUUGGGAUACGGAGGCUCAUCAUAUUGAUGAGUGAAACUCGCUCUCUGUCUCUUGAAUGGCUCAGCAAAGGCACUUCACUUUUCCAAUGGGACUUUAUUCAGUACAGCCAGUGUGCACAAAGUUAUGAGUUGUUAUCAGUGUCUGUCUCUUUCACACACCUAUCCACAUAUACAUUUUAUGUUCUGGCAAAUGAGUGCACAGUGGUCAGAUUUUUUGCAACUUAGAAGAGGAGAAUUCUCAAGGAUUGCAUCUCAAAGCAGCAGUAAAUAUUAACAAACUGUGACUUACAACGGACUGUAGGCAAAGAGCCCUGAUGUCUCAUUUUUCCGAUGUUAUUACUGGGACUUGUGUUGUGCUGGGUUUUUUUUUAAUUUCUUUGAAGAGUUACGCUUGUGUGUUCACAGAAUCCUGCAAUUUGGGCUUUUUUGUACACAGUAAUAUUUUUGUUCUUGAUGUAACCAAGAACUUUGGUAAAUCUGGGGGGGGGGGGGGGGGGUAAACAGGGAGAAGCUGAGAGGAGGUUACUGAGCUGUAAAUUAAAGUGUGCUUUUCCCUUUACUGUCUACUUGCUUUUGCAGCAAGCCUUGGAAGCGGGAAUGUGAUAGUUAAAUUUUAGCACAGAAAUGAUUAGUAUGUAAUGUUUCCUGUUCAAAAAAGAAAAAGACAAAAAACCUCCAAAUUAUUAUUUUUUGUUUAUUUCUUCAGAGCCGCUUCGAGUAAUUUGGGGUCGGAUCUGCGUAGGUCAGUUUUGUGUUUUUCACUGUCGCUGUAACUUUCUUUACACUGAAUAGCCGAGAGUUCUGAUACAAAAGAAUGGAAUAAAAUCCACCCUAUCCUCUCCCGACCCCCUCCCGACCUGACCGAGCUGGAAAGUGGUUUCUUUUUUUGCUAAAAAAAAAAAGCCUUAGCUCCUAGAGGAAGUCAUUACUGAUGUGGUUGAAAAGUUUGUGUAAGAUUACUAUAUCAAAAUGUAUUUCUGGAUUACAUUAAACAUUUAACAAAACA